This is a messenger RNA of Hydatigera taeniaeformis, 2670 nucleotides long. Lineage: Eukaryota; Metazoa; Platyhelminthes; Cestoda; Cyclophyllidea; Taeniidae. The record is from the annotation of a GenBank genome assembly.
AUGGAACAAACAGCCUAUGAGACAAACUGCGGAGUAGGAAGCGCCUUUUAUGGUCAUAACUACCACGAAAUGCCGGAGAGGGAUUACUCAACUGAUUUGCCUCGCGAAAACCAAGGAAAGGCAGUUUCCUAUUCGAAUCCUCCUUCGCGUGAUUGUCGUGAAAUGCCAUCACAGGAUCAGACCUACAAUCUCCAGCAAGGAAAUGCGAUUAGGGGUAACAAUGGACCCAGGAAUUACCGUCCAAAUGUAACCUACCCUCCGUUGCCGAAAAAAGAUUACCCGAAUGGAAUGACUUCUGGAAAAUCUUUUAUUUACACUGAUGCUAAUAACCCACAGCGAAAAGUAACAAUUUAUGCAAUUUUAGCUCCAACUUAUGGACCAAUUGACGAUGACAAGCUAAAUCAACUCAUUGAGCUCAUCAACCAAAUGCCUAAAUUCAAUAAUUUACCCCAAAAUGGGAGAGCCCAAUCCGCAAUUCAUCCACAUGCAGCCAUGGAUACUGAUGCCCAUGGUGGACACUAUUUAGUACCUCAACUACAUUUUAGCUCACCAAAUUCAGACACCGGUACGUUCACCAAUUUUACAUUGAAGCAAAAAAAUAUUUGCUCCGGGCACGAGCCAGGCCGCGUGUCAUUCAAACGUCCAGUUAAAUGUCACGUAAGUCAAAGCUGGGAAAAAGGUACCACAUUUUCAAACUUUGCCGUUAUAUAUACUUUAAUAAUUGAUAAUCAUACCAAUAGGCGGAGAAUGCUGCCUGAGGAAGAUCUGCAAACCCCAAAGUCAAAUGGUCCCAGAAGUUGUAAUGGUGCCAUAUGGAUUGUUGGAGUUGAUGCUAAUAUCAAUGACAGCAACAAAGUUGAUAAAGAAAUGAACGUUGACAACCGAAAUUUUAACGCCACUGCUAAUAAUAGCAGUAACAACGCCAUUACCAACCCCAACCCCAACACCACCACCACCACCAGCACCACCAACAACAACAACAGUAGUGGUGUUGGUGUCCUAACUGGCGAUGUGGCUAGUACGGUGGUAGGUCUAAACAGCAUCGCAGCUAUCAACGGCCUCUGUGCAAGUGUCAAUGCACUCAACGGAGCUCUCGGUGGACUCAGUGGUAGCAUUGGCAGCAGGAACUUUGGCCUUGGUGUCGGAGGCAUAAAUGGUUUCGUCGGUGCUGGAGCAAUUAAUGGUGGAGUGGGUGGAAUGAACUAUGAUGCUGGUGCUGUUGGCAUGAGCGGGGGUAUGGAAGACGCGUUCAAUGGAGUUGGUGGCAGCAGAAUAGCUGGCCGAGGAGGCGGAUACACAGGAAGUAUCAGUGGUGGUGGAGCUUACGGAGGAACCGGCGUUAGGAGUAGCCGUGUCUACGGAGGAAGCUCUGGCAAUCUCAAUCUGGCUUCCUCUGCUACUUAUCCACGCUAUGGGACCAGUAAUGUUGGCUCAGCGUACGACAUACGAUACAUAGAGCCGGACAUGGAGGAGUACAGACAGAGGGUGAGGGAGGCUGAAGAAGAUGCGGAAAGACGACGGCAACAGCUCAUCGCCAAGCGCGACGCCGAGGUGGCUCAAAAACGUCAACAAGCAGAGAACGAAGUGGCUCGUGAAACCGCUCGUCGAAAGGCCGAAGCUGAGCGGAAGCGGAAUGAAGAGGUUAAAAGAAAGAUUGCUGAGGCCGAAUGUACUCGAAAACAAAAGGAGCAGGAGCUGAUGCAACUUUUCUCUCUUAUGGAAGCGAACCAAAGAGGAGCACCGAUUCGACAGCAAAUUGCUAUGACUCAACGUUGCAUACAGGAAAUGGAAGCCUACAAGGCUCAAAUUCAAGCCCAAGGUCGACAACUCGAGUCAAUUUGCGUACCGGCAUACCAUGCGGAUACGGGGUCCGAGAAGAAUUUGCUUGCGGAAUUUUGCCAAAAACUUUCGGUGAUUAAAUGUGAAGAAAAUGAGAAAAUCGUGGCUGCAGAGAACACACCAAUGCCGAUGUAUGAGAUACCGCAAAUGCCUGAUAUACCGAUUCCUGAAAUCCCAGAAAUUCAUCCAGAACCCGUUCCUACACCGGAAUACAGGGGCUAUCGAGUCCUUUCGACGUCGAUGACUGAUUUGCAGCCAAUUUGCUGUCCUCCACCCCAGCCAAUCUGUUGUCCACCACAACCAACAUACUGUUGUCCGAUGCCUACAGGUAAAUUGGGUAUAUGGACAGCUAAUAGAGCAGGUGUGGAAAUGACCUUACUUUCUCUUGGUUCUUCCUUCAUAGUUGCUUGCUAUCAACCACCGCCACAACCGAUUCCAUACUACUGCCCGCCGCCCCCCUGUUGCGCGACCUAUUCACGACCGAUAACACCAGAGCCUAGGAGUAGUCCCUGUGGCUGUAGGUCAAACAACUACCAACCGGUGACUGUUUAUCCGAGCAUAAAUGUAACUAUUUCCACUUUGCCCUUUCAGCUUCUAGCUGCUGUACACAGAAACCGUGCACAAAAAAACCGGCCCCUUCAUCGUGCUGUGCUAAAACAACAUGCACUCCAUCGUGCUGUCAGAAGACUAAAACUGCUCCAGUUCGUAAGUUCAAAAUCGUCAUGCUGCCUAGCACGAAAACCUAAAGAAGUGUGCUCCGAAGAUGAGCAUUAUGAACUACAACCUUCAGGUAAGGCCUUAAGGAGUCGAAAUGAUAGUAAAAGGUUGUAA